AUGGGACCCCCUCCGCCCCCACGAGGCCUGUCCCUCUACGACAACCUCACCGAUCCCAACGAAACCCCGUCCGACAGCGCCACCAUCUCGUCCGCCCCGGUGCUCUACUCCUCCGACCAAGCCAAGAAACCUGUAGACCCAGCGCUGCGCUUCCAACCCAUACGUCGCCCCCAACCCAAGCAAGGAAGUAAGGCAAUCCCCGGCGGUCCCAGACCAACCCCCAAGCCAGCACCACCAGCGACAACGGCAGCACCGCCGCCACCACCAAGCGCAGUAGCAGGAGCCGCACCCCCCAGCAAGUCCUCUCUAGCCGACUGGGCCGCGACGGAAGAGGACGAAUGGCUCUACGGUACGGGGGAGAAGCGCCAGCGCGGCGGACGUAAGCGCAAGAAGAAGAAUAGGCAGGACGAUGCCGCAUUCGUCGAGACCGACUGGGACGACAUCUACGACCCGGCCCGUCCGACGAAUAUAGACGAGUACCUCCAUAGCGAUGAGAAGGUGGAGGAGGUGAGGGAGUGGAGGGCCUUACUGUACAGGCACCGUAGACGGGAUGUCGAUCCGGACAGUGACCUAUCCUCUGAUGACGGCAACAGACCAGCUCCCAAAAACCAAUUCGCCCCUCCACCAUCAUACAACUUUGCGCCACCACCCGUCUCCCCUCCGCCUCCUCCUCCUUCUGAACUUCAACACCCUCCCCCCAGCACGGCAACAAUCUCGGCCGCACCGAUACGCUACACCCAACCAGAAGAAGCCUCAACUCAACAAGCAGAUCAAGACAACACAUCGGGGGGGGGAGAGGAAGCAGCCCGCUCCAACCUCCCCGGCCAAUCCGGUUUCGCAGCCCGCCUGAUGAGCAAGUACGGCUGGACGGCCGGCACCGGGCUGGGCGCCGACUCCUCCGGCAUCGUCAACCCCCUCCGCGUCAAGGUGGACAAGCGGCGUAGGCGCGCUGAUGCCGACGGCGGGGGCUGGGCCGAACCAGCCGGCAAGGGCAAGAUCAUCGGCGGCACCGCGGCCCACGGCCGACGUCCAGACGACGGAGGCAGCAGGAUGAGCGAGGUGAUUGUCCUGCGUAACAUGCUGUGGGGCAUGGACGAUCUACAGGCCGAGAUAGAGGACGGUCUCGGUCAGGAGAUUGGUGAGGAGUGUGGUGAAAAGUACGGUCGUGUCGAGAGAUUAUACAUCGAUCAGGAGAAUCGCCAGGUUUUUAUCAAAUUCACCAAUCAAGUUUCUGCACUACGGUUCGAUGAGGGUGUAUACUCCUAG
This is a messenger RNA of Geosmithia morbida, 1266 nucleotides long. Its product is annotated as splicing factor 45. Gene Ontology annotation, cellular component: precatalytic spliceosome. Gene Ontology annotation, molecular function: nucleic acid binding. Lineage: Eukaryota; Fungi; Ascomycota; Sordariomycetes; Hypocreales; Bionectriaceae. Bases 1 to 1266 code for a protein of 421 amino acids. The record is from RefSeq and is a predicted model, not a curated record. Gene Ontology annotation, biological process: mRNA cis splicing, via spliceosome. The transcript is spliced from 4 exons.